GUGAAGUGCUCGUGCAGCUCUGGACUCUGUUCUCUGUCCCCUCAGAAAGAAAGGCAGUUAUAUUUAAUCUUGCCAAUGCCCUCCACCUUCAAGAAGGAUUCAUAAUGAAAGAACAGUAUCUCCAUAGCAACCAGGAAUGAUUUCAGGCGGCUGUAAAGCUGGUGAAUUUCCAAUGCUCUAAAGCUUCUGCAAAGGCCAUAAGCACUUGGGUAGAAAACAAAACAGAUGGUUCCAUCAGAAAAUCUUAUGCAAAUGAUGGUCUUGGUCCCCUCACUAGAUUUUUGCUAAUGAAUGCAUUUCUCUUUAAGGGGAACUGGAAGCAAACAUUCGAAGAAGAGGACACUCAUUUGAUAUAUACUUCCAGAUCACUGCAAAUUAAUGAAUCAAUUAUUUCUGUCCUUAUAUUUUCUGAUCAUAAUGUGAGUUACCAGGUUUUAGAGUUCCAUAAAAAAGAAGAAUUCAUUUUCAUUCCGAUACUUCCCACAGAAGAUGUGGCUAUUGAAGAAGUAGAAAAACUCACUGCAGUUCUUACUGUUAGUGCCUAUGCCCAAAUACAAUACUCAAGAAUAUUGGCUUCCUUCCCUCCAUAUGACCCAGGCAAUCAAAGUCGCUCAGUGAAAACUGAGUUCAAGUUAUCUUCACUGCAUCUAAUAACAAAUGUAGGUAGUGGAUGUAUAUUCAGUUCCUACAGAUUUACAAUAGAGCAAAUGGUACACUUGAAAAAAGUUUUUCAGAUGCUCAGUGUUACUGAAAUAUUUAAUAGUGGAUGUGACCUUUCAGGAAUAACAGAUGCUUCUAAUGCCCACAUUUCUAAAGCCAUUGAAAAAGUCUUAAUUGAAGUACCUGAAGAUGGAAGUGAAGCUGCAGGAUCUACAAAGAAGGACACAACCACGUGUUUAUUCAAACUAUGGGAUGCUGAGGGUCAAAGACCUAUUGGCUAUCCUCACCUGGUUUGGCCAGUUGGCCAAGACAGUUUACUGGGGUGUGGUCGCUGCACAUGUUACAGCUACUUGGAGCUACAGGUGAGAGCUGAGCAUGAGGUGGUCUAG
Messenger RNA from Python bivittatus (Burmese python), 1049 nucleotides. NCBI's taxonomy places the organism in Eukaryota, Metazoa, Chordata, Lepidosauria, Squamata, Pythonidae. The record is from RefSeq and is a predicted model, not a curated record.